AUGACGAUGCUGGACAACACAUUUGCUCGUUCCGAGGGCGGCAUCAGUGACGGCCUCAACAUGUUGGAACGACGUGGUACCGCUGCACUCGGCCUCGGCUGGCUCAUCGCCAUCAUUCUCUGCGGCGGUGUUUCCCUCUUCAUCGUCGUGGGGUUCGCCCUGGCGUGGCGGGCGCAGAAACGGCGCGGUCCGCUGACGAUUACUCGGACGACUGCCUCGCUGCCCUACGAGGCCUCGGGCAUCACGGCGAUACUGCGGCAGCGAGCUUCGACAACGAAGCUGACGAGGCGACGGAUGAAGAUUGUGCGGGAGCGGAGCUGCCUCUCGGACCUGAACGACGACGACGGGACGAUGCUGGGACGGUUCUCGGCGAUCCGCAUCCCCUCACUGCCGGUGCUGCCGUCGCUGCCGUCGCUGCCGAUGCUGCCGUCGUACGGCUCGCUUCGCCGGUAUCACACGAGCAGACGCUCUUACCGCAGAGAUAAGGCCUGGCUCGACGACGAGGAGGCUAUCGAGAUUGGGCGGGUGGUGGCGGCGACGUACAAGCCCAGACCGGGCAGCGGGAGCGGCUGGGCCGGACAGAAGAAUCCGCCGGCGCUGCAGCCGGUGGGACAUAAGGCAAUGAUGCAGGGUGUGGGAGUGAUAGGCCAAGAGCAAAAUCAACGUCAACAACGCUUACCAGACUAUCAACAACACUAUCAACAACAACGGCAGCAGCAGCAGCAGCAAAACUCCACACAGCAGUGGCCUAGUAACAACCACUACGCCAAUCUCUACGAUCAGGAUGAAAAAUCCCGACAUGUCGAAGAAGAGCAAUCCAUGCCGAAGAAGCCCAGCGCCGUAUACAGCGGAGACGGGGCCGCCGCCGCCCCGGCAAAGGGAGGAUUCACCCGCCCCGCCGGCGCCGUCUUAGCCCGGCAUCCCACGUGCACCGACUCAGACCUGCGGACCAUCCUGCGCUCCACGGAGCAGCGACUGCGUGACGGCGACCGCAACCGCAGCCGCUCGCCGGAGAAGAUUGCUACGCCGCAAGACUCACCGACGAAGACACCGCGCAGUGUGCGCUCCCAACAGCAGCAUCACCAGCCGCACAGUGGCAGCCCAACGCGCAUCCCCGGCAGCGCCAGCGGCGGCAUGGGCGCGCGCGACGGCUCGGCCACGUCGAUCAGCAGCGCGGCCAACAGCCUCAUCGCCCACGCCACGGAGGAGCUCGAGCUGCCAGGCGGUAUGGGUAGCCCCAGCCGUCUACGCGGGCGCGAGUGGCUGCCAGGCGACGAUGCCAUCCUUCAGCUCACGACGCCGGGGCUGCAGCAGGAAGACGACGAGGUUGAGGCGGCGUACAUUGCCCAUCGCGACAGUGCGCAGAGCGAAUACCAGAAGAAGAUCCAGCAGUACCAGCAGCAGCUUCAGCUGUAUCAGCAGCAACAGCAGCAACAGCAGCAGUAUGCCAACUCUCAGCGAAGCCCGCAGAGGAGCCCCCAGCGUGAGCGUGAGCAGAGACGCAGGUCUGUCGACAGCGACGCCUCGUCCAGCCUGUCCACGCUGUAUAGCGUGGGUGACGAGGUGGACGACGCCUCCAUCCAGGCCGUCGUCGAAGGGCCGGAUGAUGCUUUCGUCGAGCGAAACGGCGUUUCAGAGCUGGCGCCCCUUCGGCGCACCAUGACGGUCAGCUCGGACACACUCGCGCGCCACAUUGACCACGACACCAUGCCCCCUCUCUACUGUAUCCCGCCGCGCAAGCAGUCGCUGUCGCAGCAGAAACAGCAUAGCUACCACCGGAUGCACAAAUCGCUGGACGGGCCACGCUUCGCCGGCGCCUUGCAGCCGCCAUUGCGUGACAGGGCGGAGGAGAUUGUCCGCCCCAAGUCGGCCACGAUGGCCUCGCCACAGCUAUCCCUAUCCGAGUCGAGUUACACCGACAUGUCGGUCGACUCAACAACCAUGAGUCUCUCCAGCGAUGGAACCAUUACGGGCGAGACUGGCGAGACCGAGGUGGAGGCGCUCGAAAUGGUGGAGGAGAUGACGACGCCGGUCAAGCAUGACCGCCGCCGUGACUCGGAUGUUUCUUCCUCGCCAUUUAGCGAAGCGGACAUUGUCAACAUGAUCAUUGCCGCACAGUCCCCGAAGAGGCAGACGACUACGAAGCGCGCGCUACCAGUGCCGCCCAUCCUGAUGCCACCCGCAGAUGGCUCGAUCACGCCGACGCCACUAUCGCCGCCGCCCAAGAGCGUCGCCCGCACCGCGUCGAUGCGCAACGCGGCUGUUGCCCGCCAGCUGUCCGUCACCUCCUCGUACUACAGCAACAAUGAUGGUAACGGCAACAAAAACACCAGCAAUAACAACAACAGCAUCAACCGUAACAACGGAUCCGUGUCACGCGGCCCCCUUGCCAAUCUGUCUGUGGCCACCUCAGUCGCAGAGCUGCGCCGCAUGAACUCUCUCAUCAGCAUCGCGAGCAACCACUCCCUCACAUCGAUCACCGCCGCUGCGAGCGUCGAGUCGAUGGUCGAGCCCCUGCGCACUGGCCUGUCCGACACCACCCACCUGCACGGUCCGCGCAUGGGCAACCGCCAGUACCUCAACGUCGGUAGCCCCAGCAGGCUGGACGCGGUCGGUGGCGUCCGGAAGACUGUCGUCCGACCGGGCGGUCCGCGCCCGAAAAAGAGCGGCCCCGCGCGCUCCAACACGACGACGGCGGCGGCGGCGGCGCCGGAGCGACCGGCCAAGAACCCGCGCCGCAGCCUGGGAAACGUCCGCGCGCCACCGGCACUGCUCGCGUCCCCGGAGAAGGAGUCGCAGGACAGCGGCAAGGAGAAUGCCGGGCUGGGCAUCUCGCACGUGCAGGAGAGGAGGUACGAGCCCUACGUGCCGCCGGUGAAGAGCAUGAGGAACCCGAUGGUGGCGGAGCUGGUGGCGGCUGCGGAGCGCCGUGGGGACGGCAAGCGCGGCAGCGUGGAUAGCCUGGGGCUGUAUGACAAGGACGGCUUCUUGCUGCCGUCGCCGGAGAGGGAGAUGCAUAAGAAGCUGCUGCGCAUGUAA
Molecule: messenger RNA, 3039 nt
Organism: Cordyceps fumosorosea ARSEF 2679
Lineage: Eukaryota; Fungi; Ascomycota; Sordariomycetes; Hypocreales; Cordycipitaceae
Exons: 1
Coding region: 1-3039 (1012 amino acids)
Source: RefSeq, a predicted model, not a curated record